Molecule: messenger RNA, 858 nt
Organism: Saccharomyces cerevisiae S288C
Lineage: Eukaryota; Fungi; Ascomycota; Saccharomycetes; Saccharomycetales; Saccharomycetaceae
Gene: GLO4
Product: hydroxyacylglutathione hydrolase GLO4
Exons: 1
Coding region: 1-858 (285 amino acids)
Biological process (GO): methylglyoxal catabolic process
Cellular component (GO): mitochondrial matrix
Molecular function (GO): hydroxyacylglutathione hydrolase activity
Source: RefSeq, marked reviewed
AUGAAGUUUUUACUGCAGCAAAUAAGAAAUAUGCAUGUUAAGCCUAUAAAAAUGCGAUGGUUGACAGGUGGUGUCAAUUAUAGUUAUUUACUAAGCACUGAAGACAGGAGAAACUCAUGGCUGAUUGACCCUGCAGAACCACUUGAGGUGUCGCCAAAAUUAAGCGCCGAAGAGAAAAAAAGUAUUGAUGCUAUUGUCAAUACACAUCACCAUUAUGACCAUUCGGGGGGGAACCUAGCGCUUUAUAGUAUCUUGUGCCAAGAAAACUCAGGUCACGAUAUUAAAAUAAUUGGUGGAUCUAAGUCCUCCCCGGGUGUCACUGAAGUACCCGAUAAUUUGCAGCAGUAUCACUUGGGUAACUUAAGAGUAACAUGUAUUAGGACUCCAUGCCAUACAAAAGAUUCCAUAUGCUAUUAUAUCAAAGAUUUAGAAACAGGUGAGCAGUGCAUCUUCACAGGCGACACUUUAUUCAUUGCCGGUUGUGGGAGGUUUUUCGAGGGCACAGGAAGAGAUAUGGACAUGGCCUUAAACCAGAUAAUGUUAAGGGCUGUUGGUGAGACGAACUGGAAUAAGGUUAAAAUAUACCCUGGUCAUGAGUACACCAAAGGCAAUGUUAGCUUUAUCAGAGCAAAAAUCUAUUCCGAUAUAGGGCAGAACAAGGAGUUUGAUGCGUUGGAACAGUAUUGCAAAUCUAACGAGUGCACCACCGGUCACUUCACCCUGAGAGAUGAACUAGGUUAUAACCCAUUCAUGAGAUUGGAUGAUCGUGCCGUUAGACUAGCAGUCGGCGAUACUGCUGGGACUUAUCCCAGAUCCGUAGUGAUGCAAGAGUUAAGAAAGCUUAAAAACGCUAUGUAA